Molecule: messenger RNA, 1969 nt
Organism: Loxodonta africana (African savanna elephant)
Lineage: Eukaryota; Metazoa; Chordata; Mammalia; Proboscidea; Elephantidae
Gene: CAMKV
Product: CaM kinase like vesicle associated
Exons: 10
Coding region: 124-1629 (501 amino acids)
Biological process (GO): peptidyl-serine phosphorylation
Cellular component (GO): intracellular anatomical structure
Molecular function (GO): calcium/calmodulin-dependent protein kinase activity; calmodulin binding; ATP binding
Source: RefSeq, a predicted model, not a curated record
AACCUUUAGCCCCUCCUGGUGGGAGUCUCUGCCCUUGGCUUGGCUUGAGCCAGCCUAGGGUCUCCCAGAGGCAGCCACUGUAUUGUGAGAAGUGGGGAACGGUACAGCUGAGCCAGACCUAUUAUGUCCGCAGCUCAGGGCCUGGCAAUGCCGUUUGGGUGUGUGACUCUGGGCGAUAAGAAGAACUAUAACCAGCCAUCGGAGGUGACUGACAGAUAUGAUUUGGGACAGGUCAUCAAGACUGAAGAGUUUUGUGAGAUCUUCCGGGCCAAGGACAAGACAACAGGCAAGCUGCACACCUGCAAGAAGUUCCAGAAGCGGGAUGGCCGUAAGGUGCGGAAGGCAGCCAAGAACGAGAUAGGCAUCCUCAAGAUGGUGAAGCAUCCCAAUAUCCUGCAACUGGUGGAUGUGUUUGUGACUCGCAAGGAGUACUUCAUUUUCUUGGAGCUGGCCACAGGGAGGGAGGUGUUUGACUGGAUCCUGGACCAGGGCUAUUACUCAGAGCGAGACACAAGCAACGUGGUGCGGCAGGUCCUGGAGGCCGUGGCCUACCUGCAUUCACUCAAGAUUGUACACAGGAACCUCAAGCUGGAGAACCUGGUUUACUAUAACCGACUGAAGAACUCGAAGAUUGUCAUCAGCGACUUCCAUCUGGCCAAGCUGGAGAAUGGCCUCAUCAAGGACCCCUGUGGGACUCCUGAGUACCUGGCCCCUGAGGUGGUAGGUCGGCAGCGGUACGGACGGCCUGUGGAUUGCUGGGCCAUCGGAGUCAUCAUGUACAUCCUGCUUUCAGGGAACCCGCCCUUCUACGAGGAGGUGGAGGAAGAUGACUAUGAGAACCAUGAUAAAAAUCUCUUCCGCAAGAUCCUGGCUGGCGACUAUGAGUUUGACUCUCCAUACUGGGAUGACAUUUCGCAGGCAGCCAAAGACCUGGUCACCCGGCUGAUGGAGGUGGAGCAAGACCAACGGAUUACUGCGGAGGAGGCCAUCUCCCAUGAAUGGAUUUCUGGCAAUGCUGCUUCCGACAAGAACAUUAAAGAUGGUGUCUGUGCCCAGAUUGAAAAGAAUUUUGCCAGGGCCAAGUGGAAGAAGGCUGUCCGAGUGACCACCCUCAUGAAACGGCUCCGGGCGCCGGAACAGUCCAGCACUGCAGCCCAGUCUGCCCCAGCCACAGAUACUGCCACCCCUGGGGCUGUAGGCGGGACCACAGGUGCGGCUGCGAGUGGGGCCGCCCUAGCCCCAACAGCGGAGGGCAAUGCUGCCCUUGUGACAAAGAGUGAGAAUGUGGCCUCCGCAGACCGUAGUGCCACCCCAGCCACGGAUGGCAGUGCUACCCCAGCCACUGAUGGGAGUGUUACCCCAGCCACAGAUGGGAGCAUUACCCCAGCCACUGAUGGAAGUGUCACCCCAGCCACCGACAGGAGUGCCACUCCAGCCACAGAAGAGGGCUCCAUGCCCACCACCCAAAGCAGUGCCACACCAGCCCCCAAAUCAGCUGCUACCCCUGAGCCGGCUCUGGCCCAGCCGGACAGCACAGCCCCAGUGGGUGCAAGAGGCCAGGCUCUACCCUCUAGUAAAGGGGAAGAGGCUGCUGGUCGUGCCCAGGAGUCUCAAAGGGAGACCAGCUGAGUAGGCAGGCUGGUGGCUGGUGGACAGGGGAUGGCAGGAGGGUGGAAGAGUGGAUGGGGGGUUCUCACUGUACAUAGUCACAGCAUGAUGCCCUCCUUCCCUGCCCCUCUGCCUCCCAGCACGGGGCAUACCUGGUGGCCACGGGAAAGCAGUCUCGUCUCCCGUGUGUAUGUGUGUGAGUGGUGGGCAGGCCAGAGGCAGGGCCGGCCCAGCCCCUGCAUGGAUUCCCUAUGGCUUUUCAGUCUUUUGCUAGCUUCACCAGUUUCUGUUCCUUGUGGGAUGCUGCUCUAAGGAUACUCAGGGGCUCCCUGCUCCCCUUUCCCAUCCCUUCUUGCCUCAU